Fusarium pseudograminearum CS3096 is the source of this 771-nucleotide messenger RNA. RefSeq lists its product as uncharacterized. The transcript has 3 exons. The record is from RefSeq and is a predicted model, not a curated record. The coding region runs from base 1 to 771 and encodes 256 amino acids. Lineage: Eukaryota; Fungi; Ascomycota; Sordariomycetes; Hypocreales; Nectriaceae. Gene Ontology annotation, cellular component: CTDK-1 complex. Gene Ontology annotation, biological process: positive regulation of DNA-templated transcription, elongation; positive regulation of transcription by RNA polymerase I.
AUGGCUGAUCCUUUCGAAGUGCGCAUGCGCUUCACCUCUCAGCUUCAACAUCUCAAUGCUUCAGUAGCAUCCGCACAAAAAGCCGCACAAUAUGCUCUUAGAUAUAGAGACAUGGACGAGGAUUUGCACUCAUGUAUCCUGGAACAGUUGGAACGAGUGAAUAACAUGAACAUACGGGCCAACAUCAUGUACUUCAUCGAGCAUUUCCUCGACAUGGCGCAGCGCGAUGGACACCCAGACUAUAUUCGGAUGAUGCAACGGGACAUUAUUCGUGUUGUUGAUGCUGUUGCUCCCGAUGAUGGAUCUGGUGCUGCCAACGUCCGAGUAGUCCGAAAGGUUCUACAAGGGCUUCAAGGCAAAGGCUACCUGGAGUCGCAAGCAGUCAUUCAGAUCGAGGAUGUCAUAAAGGAACGCGAGACAAAUGCAGCAGACUUUGCCUCACCGAACGGAGAUGUUGAAAUGACAGACAUGCCAAUCUCUCAAAGCGUCACCAAGCCAGGCCGACGAGGCGCAUCAAAUCAAUUUGACAAGCGUCAAAUAGAGCAGCGAAUCGAAGAGGAUCGAGAGCGUCACAAGCGUGAGCGCGAAAGUAUAUGGGCUAUCCCCAAGAUCGAUAAUGCGGAAAUGGAUCGGCUAUGGGAAGAGACUAGCGAUUUCGGAGAAGACGACGACCGCCUGCUCACUGAAGAGCAGAGAGAUUUUGAAAAAGAGAUGGAAAUGCAGUCUGGCUGCCAGCACAAUCAGGGGGCAAAGAACGGCAACCAUUAUUAG